This is a messenger RNA of Acanthoscelides obtectus, 3576 nucleotides long. The record is from the annotation of a GenBank genome assembly. NCBI's taxonomy places the organism in Eukaryota, Metazoa, Arthropoda, Insecta, Coleoptera, Chrysomelidae.
GAUCACAUGUUUCUUCAAGCCAAAGCUGAACAGGAAGAAGAGUUCAUCUCCAACACUCUGCUAAAGAAGAUCCAAGCAUUGAAGAAAGAGAAGGAAUCACUAGCUCACCAUUAUGAGAGAGAAGAAGAGUGUUUGACAAAUGAUCUUUCCAGGAAGUUGACUCAGCUUAGACAGGAGAAGUGUCGUUUAGAACAAACACUUGAACAGGAACAGGAGUGCCUUGUGAAUCGACUGAUGAGAAAAAUAGAGAAACUUGAAGCAGAAACACUUGCUAAACAGAGCAAUCUUGAGCAAUUACGUAGAGAAAAGGUGGAACUAGAGAACACCUUAGAACAAGAGCAGGAGGCGCUGGUGAACAAGCUAUGGAAGCGCAUGGAUAAACUUGAAGCGGAGAAGCGCACUUUACAAAUCAAGCUAGAUCAACCGGUAUCAGAUCCAGCAAGUCCGAGGGACAUUAGCAACGGCGAUACGGCCGUCAACUUGAGCGCUCACAUCCAGACGCUUCGACAGGAGGUAGCCAGGCUGAGGCAGCAGUUGGCCGUCAGUCAGCAGGAACAUACGCAGAAAAUGCAGCGGUAUGCGCAGGAGGAACGUAGCAUCAGGGAAGAAAAUCUUAGGCUCCAAAGAAAGCUGCAGCUGGAAGUGGAAAGAAGAGAAGCGUUAUGCCGCCACCUCUCGGAGAGUGAGAGUUCCCUAGAAAUGGAAGAGGAGCGGCAUUACAACGAGCAGGUUCUAGGUGUUAGACAACAUACUGUGUCACCUAUUCCAAAUUACAAUCCAUCGCCAAGUCAGAGUCGUCCAUUGAGCCCAGGUUUAUCGUCGAUGGGUGCCCCAUCUCCGCGCGACUCGCUAGUAGGCUGCGCCACCCCCAGGUGUCACUCGUGCGGCCAGCUGAUGUCUUCAUCCGCGGGCACUUCUACACCGCUGCCGGGAAGCCAGGCGUCACCAGGUGGCGCUGGAGGUCACCGUCGACCGCCCGGCGAACGGUUUGUUAAGCCAGCGGUGCCGCCCGUUGCGCCAGCCACACCGCCGCCCCCGCAACUGGUGCCGCCCGCACCUGCUAGCCCGAUGGAUACUAGCAUGGCGAAAGACUAAGGUGGGUUGAAUUUUGACUACGUGCGAGUGAUUUUGAAGGUAAAAUGGUGGUUAUUAAUGAGACAAAGAUAAGAUAGGUAUUCACAAGUUAAAGAUACCAGUGCCGUAGGUUGAAAUUGGUGAAUACGGGCUUUCAGUGAUACUACCUCAACGGCAACUGUGGUGUGUGAGACGCCUUUAUCUACGAUAAAAUAAAAUAAUCUUACUCGUCAGAAUGGGCCAAUAAAUUACGUUCAGUGAAAAACUCGAAAAUUAUCUGUCAAACAUCGCCUAAAUCAUAAACGAUGAGAGGUCUUACGUCAGACAGAACUCGAAAUAAUAAUUGUUUGCAUUUUAUUCCACCAUCUAAACUAUAAUAUGCAUAAUUAUGAUUAUUAUUACUUUCAUAGAAACAGCAUUAUCAUUAUUUGCCCGUAUUUCAUACAAUACUUUGAAAUUGCCUUGAAACUAGACAUAACUAGAUAGUUGUCUGACAUGUAAAACAAAUUACCAAAUGUUAUCUAAACUAUUCUUGGAUGCAGUUUAUGUGCCAUCGCCAACAUAUAGAGGCUGGUGUUGACAAUCGAAAAUUCCAGAACAUGCAAACCUAAAAGUUCUGCAAAGUAGAUUAAAAGCAAGAUUAUGGUCAACAAAAGUUUGUAGAACUCUAAUUCUGCUAACAUGCAUCUUUGUUGGAAAAAUUGAUUCAAUCUCAUACAUUGCCAUAGAAUGAUUCUUAGUACAAAUCAGUUUCUGGUACACCCGUUAUUAUGUGAUGACACUACCAGCGGCUGAACCAUAGCGCUGUCUUUAAAAUGAUUUAUAUGAAAUGAACUGGCUAUGAACAUAACCAGGAUACGUGUUUAUAUCAUAUUGGCUUGCUUCAGCCACUGAGUGAGGCUUUUGACUGUUGCACAAAUGCUGCAUCAUUUUGGACAUUUGCUGAAAUGUCUACAUAUCCAGUAGGUUGGAUUAUAAUUCCUUGUUUUUCCAGAUACUUGCAAGAAAGCUCCGCAGCAUUUCCAGUUUAACAUGUAUCGGUUAUAAUAAAUAUACAUUUCUCUGUUCACUCUUUAACAGCCGACUUUAGGCAGCUGGAUUUUCUGAUUCCAUUUUGGUUGCACAUUUUUGCUUUCAAUAUGGUUUUUAUAUACUAUAUUCAUAUUCAUAUAUGUGUACUUAUAUAUAAUAUGGAAAUUGCCACUUCAUGUGUAAAUCUCGGAGCUUUUUUACUGUAAGCUCUUGCUGUUUUUAAGUAAAUGUUUAUAUUAAGAUGUGAUGUAAUGAAAUGAAUAUUUUUUGGUAAACUUCACUUUAUUACUAGAGAGGUACAAUCGCGUGGCUUUGGAAUGUGAUCACUAAUCCUUUUUGGAUAUUUUUAUCUUGAUUGGAUGUCUUAGAUUCGUGAAAUUUCAAUUUUCUUAUUAUUAAUUACUGUAUCGUAAAUGCCAUUUGAUUUAAUGAAUCAUCAUUUUCCUUAAAAAUGGAUAUAUUCCACUAUAAUAGUUGAAACAUUCUAAAAGGAUGUGAUUUUACCUCUUUUAUUGCCAACUUCACAUUGCAUGUGAUAUUUAAAUGAUAAAAUUUGUAGCGACUCUUAGUAUUUUCCAUUUUAAGAAGAGUGCUCAUCAUUAGAAGGAGAGAGAGAGAGAGAGAGGGAGAGAGUAAUAGAGUUAUGCCAUAUUUGUUUUAUUUUUGAACUAAUACUUUAUUCUAGUUCAAGAACGAAAUUGAACAUUUAACUGUUUAGCGCAGCAUUGCCUCAGAUAUUAUCUUGGAAGACUCACUAUAUUUUCGUCACGAACUGAAAUUAAUCAUGCUUGUUUCUUUUUCGAAUAUUCAUGAAAAAUCAAUUGUUUAAAUUCGAAAUGGUCUCAUUUGCUUUUCAGGAAAUAAUUAUUAGUUUUUAAUGUGACAGUGCUUUGCACACUAUUUACAAUCAGUUUAUGAAACCUAGCUAUACACUAACAGCAAUAUGAAACAGUGUAGUGCUAUUUUCAUACCUUAUAUUUUUAGUAUGGAAAAAUUAGUAUAACAGUUUUUGCUUUUGCUUAAGUUUUCUUCACGUGGAUGAUAGCACUAAUAACUGUAUAUUUUAUAUUUUCGAGUUCCACACAGAACUGCAAAACUAUAAAGACUAUUCUUUAGUUUAGGUAGAUAUCUAGAAGGUGUAUUAACAUAUUCGCAAAAAUACGCUGAUGUUCCAUUGGUUCGUUUAAAAGUGAUAUUAUGAAAGAAAAUAGACUUUCCAAAAAAAAAAUCUGAAAUUGUAUUUCCUUGGUCAUAUAGCUAUAAUUUCUUAAGUUAUGGUGCACAUUUGUUAAGAUUAUUUGUUAAAAGUAUCAUUUUUAUAACGCCGUUUUAAACAUUCAGAAAUAACUUUUGUUUGCUAUUCAUAGUUUGUUCAUCGUUUUGUAUUUUCCUUAAGGUAUGGAUUCAUUUUUCCAGUUUGUACUGAAGGUGAGCGUUGUAUUGAUUUCUAAAUAAAACUAUAUUUGAAGA